UUAAGACGCCUCUAACCAAAUCCUGGCCUUCUCCAUCCCUGCAUCUGCCUUUGUGGCUUUAAUGAGAAAUCCAGGCACUUCACAAGAGACUGUACAAAUAACUUCUAGGGCGCCACUAACUCAUUCAGCAGAAAGAGACCCAGGGGUUGCCAAUGCUUCAGGGAAGAUAAGUGAGUGGAAAGAAGGUGGUUUUUACAGCACUGGGCGGACAGAAGGGUUUGCCUGGGUGAGUGUGAGCUCCGCCUCUGCAGCAGAGCCGAAAAGGAUCCGGACUCCUCAGCCCCUCUCUUCACAAUAUUUGAUUAGGAAUUUGGGGCGGGAUCCUGGUCUGGCACAGGCGCGCACACUCUCAGUAGACUCUCUCACUCCUCUCUCUCUCUUCCUCUCUCUCUCACACGUUCUCCAACCCAAGGAGGCCAGACAGAGGGACGUGGUCACUCUCUGAAAGGUUCAACUUGAGAGACAAAAUGCAGUGGACCUCCCUCCUGCUGCUGGCAGGACUCUGCUCGCUCUCCCAGGCCCAGUAUGACGAGGACCCUCACUGGUGGUUCCACUACGUCCGCAGCCAGCAGUCCACUUACUACGACCCCUACGACCCCUACCCUUACGAGCCCUACGAGCCUUACCCCUAUGGGGUGGACGAAGGCCCAGCCUAUGCCUAUGGCUCUCCAUCCCCACCGGAGCCCCGCGACUGUCCCCAGGAGUGCGACUGUCCACCCAACUUUCCCACGGCCAUGUACUGUGACAACCGCAACCUCAAGUACCUGCCCUUCGUCCCCUCCCGCAUGAAGUACGUCUACUUCCAGAACAACCAGAUAUCCUCCAUCCAGGAAGGCGUCUUCGACAAUGCCACGGGGCUGCUCUGGAUUGCUCUCCAUGGCAACCAGAUCACUAGUGACAAGGUGGGCCGGAGGAUCUUCUCCAAGCUGAGGCACCUGGAGAGGCUGUACCUGGACCACAACAACCUGACCCGGAUGCCUGGUCCACUGCCUCGGUCCCUGAGAGAGCUCCAUCUCGACCACAACCAGAUCUCACGGGUCCCCAACAACGCUCUGGAGGGGCUGGAGAAUCUCACAGCUUUGUACCUCCAACACAACGAGAUCCAGGAGGUGGGCAGUUCCAUGAGGGGCCUCCGGUCACUGAUCUUGCUGGACCUGAGUUAUAACCACCUUCGAAGGGUGCCUGACGGACUGCCCUCUGCCCUCGAGCAGCUGUACAUGGAGCACAACAACGUCUACACCGUCCCCGAUAGCUACUUCCGGGGUUCGCCCAAGCUGCUGUAUGUGCGACUGUCCCACAACAGUCUUACCAACAACGGCCUGGCCUCCAACACCUUCAAUUCCAGCAGCCUCCUUGAGCUUGACCUUUCCUACAACCAGCUGCAGAAGAUCCCCCCAGUCAACACCAACCUGGAGAACCUCUACCUCCAAGGCAAUAGGAUCAACGAGUUCUCCAUCAGCAGCUUCUGCACCGUGGUGGACGUCGUCAACUUCUCCAAACUGCAGGUGCUGCGCCUGGACGGAAACGAGAUCAAGCGCAGCGCCAUGCCGGUGGACGCACCCCUCUGCCUGCGCCUGGCCAGCCUCAUCGAGAUCUGAGCAGCCCUGGCACCGGGUGCCGGGCGGAGAGCCCCCACGGCCCCACUGCAUUUGGCUUGAUGGUUUGGUUUGGCUUUUGCUGGAAGGUCUGGGACAGACCCCAUGACAGAAGUCCACGGCUCCCUCUUUAGUCUUCUUCCCUGUAGACAGGAUUAGAUGAGGUCAGGGACAGGCAGCUUUCUGCUGAAGACAUAGGCAGAAGCUCUCCCUUUUCCAGGGACAGAAGUGAUGGCAGGGGGAAUAAUCUCUGGAAGUCCCAGCCCCAGAAAUCUCACUACUCUUACAUUCUUCCCGAUGAUCUAAUGUUGUGGAACUCUGCAAGUUGCUUGGGCGAUCGCACAUGACUGUACUUCCCCAGCAAUCCCUGAUUCUCUGCAAGCAGCGCACUUGACGGCUCUCCCCAUGUGCUGGGCUGGGCUCCCACUUGUUACUUCUCAAAACAUACCUCUUGCCCGACUGCCUCCUCUUCAAUCCACCUCACCACGGAUGCCUUUUCUAUGUCUUAGGCAGGGUCAGGAGACCUCAAAGCAUGUGGGCAUCUGCUCAGCAACCUGUGGAGAGAACCCACACUUUUGUCCGAGGUUUAAGGGCCACAGGAGUCACCUCUACACCUCCCUAACCUCACCCCCUGAAAGCUACCAGAUCGGUGGUCAGCAGCAUGAUGAUGAUAGUGUCCAUGGCCUGAUGCAGGAAGAGACAACCCACCUCAGGCUUAGAUAAAUGGAUGUGGCUAUAUUUUAGCAGCUUGGUAGCUCAGAGAAGUUAGACUUAAAGAAAUGGGAUCAGACAUCAAAGGAGGGGAGGCCAGACUUUGCUUAUCAACCGCAUCCACAUUGGGGCAAACACGCCUUGAACUGAGUUGAGGAAACAGCCCCAGUGGUCCCAUGCUUGCUCCGCCCUCUCUGCAUUC
Molecule: messenger RNA, 2508 nt
Organism: Carlito syrichta (Philippine tarsier)
Lineage: Eukaryota; Metazoa; Chordata; Mammalia; Primates; Tarsiidae
Gene: FMOD
Product: fibromodulin
Exons: 3
Coding region: 468-1598 (376 amino acids)
Molecular function (GO): protein binding
Source: RefSeq, a predicted model, not a curated record